Molecule: messenger RNA, 1759 nt
Organism: Apus apus (common swift)
Lineage: Eukaryota; Metazoa; Chordata; Aves; Apodiformes; Apodidae
Gene: MAT2A
Product: methionine adenosyltransferase 2A
Exons: 9
Coding region: 50-1237 (395 amino acids)
Biological process (GO): S-adenosylmethionine biosynthetic process
Cellular component (GO): cytosol; methionine adenosyltransferase complex
Molecular function (GO): ATP binding; methionine adenosyltransferase activity
Source: RefSeq, a predicted model, not a curated record
CGUUCUCGCUGCUGACGCUCUGCGCGCCCCCGCCCGCCGCUCCGCCGCCAUGAACGGGCAACUCAACGGGUUCCACGAGGUGUUCAUCGAGGAGGGCACUUUCCUCUUCACCUCCGAGUCUGUGGGCGAGGGGCACCCAGAUAAAAUCUGUGAUCAGAUCAGUGACGCUGUCCUGGACGCCCACCUGAAACAGGACCCUGAUGCCAAGGUGGCCUGUGAAACGGUGGCCAAGACGGGGAUGAUCCUGCUGGCCGGGGAGAUCACGUCCCGCGCCACCGUGGAUUACCAGCGGGUGGUGAGGGACACCAUCCGCCACAUCGGCUACGACGACUCCUCCAAAGGCUUCGACUACAAGACCUGCAACGUCCUGGUGGCCCUGGAGCAGCAGUCGCCCGACAUCGCCCAGGGCGUCCACCUGGACCGCAGCGAGGAGGACAUCGGUGCUGGUGACCAGGGACUGAUGUUUGGCUACGCCACGGACGAGACUGAGGAGUGCAUGCCCCUCACCAUCGUGCUGGCCCACAAGCUCAACGCCAAGCUGGCCGAGCUGCGCCGCUCCGGGGCCCUGCCCUGGCUGCGCCCCGACUCCAAGACACAGGUGACAGUGCAGUACCUGCAGGACCGCGGGGCCGUGCUGCCCAUCCGUGUCCACACCAUCGUCAUCUCGGUGCAGCACGACGAGGACGUGUCCCUGGAUGAGAUGCGUGAUGCCCUUAAGGAGAAGGUCAUCAAGGCUGUGGUGCCACCCAAGUACCUGGAUGAUGACACCAUCUACCACCUCCAGCCCAGUGGCCGCUUUGUCAUCGGUGGCCCCCAGGGUGACGCCGGGCUGACGGGCAGGAAGAUCAUCGUGGACACCUACGGGGGCUGGGGGGCCCACGGCGGCGGCGCCUUCUCGGGCAAGGACUACACCAAGGUGGACCGGUCGGCCGCCUACGCCGCGCGCUGGGUGGCCAAGUCCCUGGUCAAGGCCGGGCUGUGCCGGCGGGUGCUGGUGCAGGUCUCUUACGCCAUCGGGGUGUCCCACCCGUUGUCCAUCUCCAUCUUCCACUACGGGACCUCCCAGAAGAGCGAGCGGGAGCUGCUGGAGAUCGUCAAGAAGAACUUUGACCUUCGCCCUGGGGUGAUCGUCAGGGACCUGGAUCUGAAGAAGCCCCUGUACCAGCGCACCGCGGCCUACGGGCACUUCGGUAGGGACAGUUUCCCUUGGGAAGUGCCCAAAAAACUCAAAUAUUGAACAAACCCUCCCCCCCUUAAAAACAACAAAGCCUUGUCAGGCUUCCCUACCCCCCCCACGAGUGUGGGCUACAGAGAAGCUCGUGGAUUCGGGGGGGGGAAGCCCCAGCCCCCUUUUUAUUCCCUCUCUGUUCCACCAUCUCGGUUGCGUGGGGACCACGCGCGGCCUCGUGCCUCUGCCCCCUCAUGUCCCCCCAUUGUCCUCAUGUCCCCCCCCAGUCUCCUCCUCCUCCAACUUCUUUUUAAAUCAAACCCACCAAAAAUCGGGUCUGACGUCUGAGCUCAGAGACAGCCAACCCCCCCCAAAUACGUGUCAUCCCCCCCCCCCAAAUACGUGUGUCCCCCCUCCUCAAAACUCCGUCCCGCUGCUGGGGGGGGAGGGGGACACAAACGCUCCCACACUUCACACCCCCUCCCCCACCCCAAAUUCCUACCGGGAUCUUGCUGGUGCUGGUUUUGUCCUAAAUUGGGAUUUUUUAAACAUUAAUGUCUUGGCUUGGAGGAUGCACAUUGAAUUAAGUUU